Messenger RNA from Carcharodon carcharias (great white shark), 4629 nucleotides. RefSeq names its product plakophilin-3-like. The record is from RefSeq and is a predicted model, not a curated record. Gene Ontology annotation, biological process: cell-cell junction assembly; cell-cell adhesion. Bases 237 to 2834 code for a protein of 865 amino acids. Gene Ontology annotation, cellular component: plasma membrane; cytoplasm; nucleus. NCBI's taxonomy places the organism in Eukaryota, Metazoa, Chordata, Chondrichthyes, Lamniformes, Lamnidae. Gene Ontology annotation, molecular function: cadherin binding. The transcript is spliced from 12 exons.
AGGUGCAGUUGGGGCGGGGUCUCUCCAGCCUUUUCCUGAUGUCACGCGCGGUGAGCAGCUGAGUUUAGUGUCUGGCGAAAAGCGGCGAGCUGGUCGUACGGAUCCUGAGGUGGGGCGCCUUCAGUUCCCUGAGUACAUGGUCUGAUCCGACACGCACACACCCCUCCCAUACAUCGAUCGAUCGAUAGAUAGAGAGAACUCCGGAGAGUUUCCUCGCAGCAAAAAGAACUGUAAAGAUGAAUAUGACGCAGGAGAAUUAUUUUCUCAAGUCCGCCUUGCCCAACGACGCCCCGGUCUCCACCUUGGCCGUGCCCUCGGAUAUCGAGUUAGAGCACAAGAACGAGUAUCAGCAGCGGACUCAACAGAAGAGUAUGAGGGUCCAGGAGCAGGUCCGCACUAUGCUCAAGAGCAGCGGCGGCGGCGGCAGCAGCAGCAGCCGGGCCAGCGGCUCCGUGUGCGGAGGCUCCAGCACUGGAGGAAUGAUGAGAUAUCAGACGUCAACCAUGCCAAGCUUCAGCUCCAAGUCUCAAGCUUUUAUAACAGAUAAAAAGUACUCUACUGUCCAGCCACCUGGAUACAAACAGACCGGCAAUCAAAACUGGUCGUCUCGCUCGGCUGUGGGUAAUUAUACAUUUAAAGGAGCAUCCAUGGCAAAUAAAUAUGGCAGACAAGGAGAUGAGGCUAACCUUCACUACAGACCAAUUUCAAUUCAUCAGACUGCUUCUAGACCAAUGUCUUUUCACCAGUCUACAAAUUACAGAUAUGUUAACCAAGCACAGGUGGAUCAGCAGGACAUUGAUAACUUGUCCCUACGCUCAAUGCAGUUGCCUGGAAAAUAUGCUCAGAUCAUGAGGAAAAAAUCCUGGUCUGGCGCACAAAUGAACGGACAGGCCACGUGCCAAAGAGCAGAUGAUGGAGAGAUGUGCUUGAUUUCGGAUCAGGUUGACAAUGGCUACUUGUCUUCUGGGGGUGAUGGCUAUAGCAGCAGCAAUUAUGGUAUGAGCUACAUGAUGAGUCAAUCUCCAGGCAAGCGAAUGAGUAGUAUGAACAUGGGAAGCUCCAUGCCAAGGUUGUCAAGUGGCGCAGUGGGCGUUUCUGGUUACGCAGCGGAAGGGAUGGAAGAAAUGGCUGUACGUCGACAAAUCAGACCCCCAGCCCAGCGCAUGCUGCAGAGAGUCCAGCAAAGCAGUAAAGCAGCUCGAGGAAGACCAGCUUCGAGUUCCUACUCAACAGUAUCUAAUGUGAUGCAAAUGUCACGCACUCCAUCCCUUCGGAGCUUGGGCGCAGGAGAUGUUGGUGUCCAAGAAUUGGGAGACCUGCAAGGGAAGUUUGACACAUUUCAAAUGGCAAGGACUGAAGAGUUGGACCUGCCAACGGCUGUCAGUCUUCUGAGUAGUAACGACGUUAGUGGUCAAGUGGUUGGAGCUGGAUACAUCCAACAUAAAUGCUACCAUGAUGCAGAUGCUAAAAUUCACGCCUAUAACUUGAAGGCCAUUACUAAGCUUGUGAACCUCUUCAACCAUGAUUCUGUGGAAGUGCAGCGGAGUGCCACAGCAGCAAUGCGUAACCUGAUUUACAACAACACCGUAAAUAAACAGGAGCUGGUAAGGCAGAAUGGGAUCCCCAAGAUGAUGCAGGCAAUCAAAGGCAUUGAUGAAGAGCUAAAGGCCAACAUCACUGGAAUCCUGUGGAAUCUGUCUUCCAAUGAGAGUCUGAAGGACACUCUUGCCCGAGACGCAUUAGAGGGAAUCACGGAAGAAAUUCUUUCCCCCUCCUCAGGCUGGAGUAAUAGUGUGAAUGUCCUGCAUUCAGAGGACGAUGUCUUCUACAAUACCACUGGCUACAUUCGAAACCUGAGCUCGGCAAAAGAGGAAACACGCCAGGAACUGAGGAAUUGUAAAGGUUUAGUGGACUCACUAGUCUACUUCAUUCAGCACUCUCUCGACAACAACAAUGGAGCUAACAAGAGUGUAGAGAAUUCAGCCUGUAUCCUGCGCAAUUUGUCCUAUCGUCUUUAUGAAGAAAUACCAUCACGUUUUCAAAAUCAAUUGGAGGGCCCUGGCAAGAAUGACAGAAGUAUGAAGAAAGAUGAUGUUGUGGGAUGUUUCACUCCUCAGAGCAGGAAGGUUAAAGAGUUCAAUACAGAUUUAGCAAUAUUUUCAGAAGUGUCAAAAGAUCCUAAAGGAAUAGAGUGGCUGUGGAACCCAGCUAUAGUGAAGCUGUACAGCAGGCUCUUGGACAAGGGCAAGGCCAACCAGCAGACCACUGAAGCAGCCUUGGGGGCACUACAAAAUAUUACGGCAGGAAACUUCCGGUGGGCUUCUGUGAUGAGUCGAUUAACGAUGGAUCAGGACAGAACGUGGUACACUCUCAUGGACUGUCUGACAACCAAUAAUGAUAAUGUACUAAAGUCAUUGACAGGCCUACUUCGAAAUCUUACAGCCCAUGCAAGGAAUAAAGAAGAUGUUGCAAUCAAAGUCAUUGGUGCCCUCUUGCAAAAGUUGCCAGAGCACAGCAACUCCUCUUCACCAUCAAAUGAGGUGGCCGCUAACAUUUGCUCGAUACUUAACAAUCUGGUGGUGGAGACCAAUGAAGCUCCCAGACAAAUUGUAAGCCAUAAUGGAUUAAGAAAGCUCAUGAACAUUAAGAACAGGAGGGAUAGAAAGGUUACCAAAAAGAUGAUUUUAUGUCCAACUGAGUUCUACUCUGAGACCACAUUCUUCAAUCAAAGCUGCAGAGAAGUAGAUACUACUGAAUGUUCCUCCUCAGAAAAGGAUAAAGUAAACUUGACCUAUUCCCUUUUCCUUAAUUGUUGCAAACUGCUCUCACGUUAACAGAAACUUGUUUGGUGGUGUCUGAAUCUACUAAAAAAAAUUUGCGACUGAACAUCGCCACAAGCAACAUUGAGGUUCAGUGACUCUGAAACGUCUACAUAUAUAAACAUUUUGAUAAAUAUAUACAACAUGCCAACCCUUUUUGGAGUAGCAGAAUAAGUUUUGUCUAAGCUGUCUUUUACAAUGUGUCAGCAAAUCCAGUUUUUAACUUUUGUUCAUUUUCAAAGUAGAAUUACACCAAAAAUGAUUUUACUAAUUUAAUUGAAUCCUCAAAGUCCUGCCACGACUUGUAGCAGUCAGAUACUCCAGCAAGCUGAGUAGCUUAACAGGUUCUAAACCACUUCCACCGAUGGGUCAAGUUGUUUAGUGAUCUAAUUGAAAUAAGUGCCACUUUCUGUACCUGAGAUGUAUAAUAUCUUUGUAACUUCCAAGGUGCCCAACCUAUGUGUAUUACACUGUUGAUCAUACAAUUGUUCACUCAGCUAGUUUUUUGACAACGCACACAGUUUAGAAAUUUCAAACUAUUUGCUGUGUUUUCUUCCUCCCAUCUAUUAGAUUUCUGAUCAAUCUACUAUCUGUGAGCAAUUAAUUGGUAUGGAAUGGUCCCUAAUGGAGUCAGCAAACUAGGCUUAAUGAGACAAAGCAGCGAUACAGUGGCUAAAAAGCCAGUAUUGGCAAAGUUCAUGUGCUAAUGUAAUAAAGGGUAAUGACAAAUUCUUGGGGCAGUUUUUAUAAAUUUAUUUACACUUUAUUGAUAAGUUGGCAGAGGUUCGGUGACAUCAAUUCCAACAUGAGUCUUCAGCUAGGUAGUUACAAAAGAGCAUAGGAAGCCCUUCCAAGUCUUAAACGCCAUGAGUAUUCAUUCUGCAGUGAGAGAGUUUUAAGUUGCUGGACCAUGAUCUUUUUUAAAAAAAAAAAGCUUGAAAAAACACAUUUAUUUUAGGGUGAAUGCUGUAUGUUGAAUGUAUAUCCAUAUAAUAAUGUCUCCUUCCCAUCACCUCCUAAACAAGUCUGUGAUAAAUUUGCUGGAUUUUUCUUGGAGAACUGCAGCAGGAAUUUAAAAUACAUAAUCCCAAAGUAACUAUUUUGGUUAGCAUUUCAAACAAGCCAACUGGAUGGAACAGAAAAGCACAUUAGAUGCGGGGACUGGGGGGUGGUCCUUGGCUUGUAUGGAAAUCCAAGUCUCUGCUUAACCAUUGGCAGAUGCUCCACAACUUCUGUAAGGGAGAGCAGGAGGCCUAACGCUGAGGCUCGGAAAUUAAGAGGCAGAUACUAAGGACAAAAAAAGCAAAAGGGCCUGAUAGAGCCAGAACCAAGUAUGGAAGGAAAUGGACAUGAGUGGAGACCGAAUCUUGAAGCUGACUGGGAAGCCAGAGAAUGAGGAUUUGACCAGUCAAGAGAAGUGUUUGCAGUUGGGCUGGGAGGAUUGCACCUGUCUGUGGAGUGGAAGAACAGGGCUUGGUCUGUGGUAAUCGUGACAGGUCAAAUGAUUCGUAAAGGCCAAGCAAAUUACCAGCAGAAAGAUUUAUCAAUCAUGUGCAUCUCAUUGACCUGUCAAAUUGCUGGAAAGUGACUACUGGAAUGAGAGAAAGUGAUGAUCAGAAGACAGAUUUUACAUAAUGUAGAUAACUGAGUGAAUAAUUAGAUUCUUUGUAAAUGUAUGGAUUUUUAUGAAGAAACCUUGGCUGUUCUGAUUUUAAACUGUAAAAUGCUAACUCUGCCUUUUAUAAACUUGUAUUUUAUGCUUGCAUUAUUAUCUUCUCAAAAAACUUAAAAGAAAAGCUUUUUUAUUUAA